Ostreobium quekettii is the source of this 333-nucleotide messenger RNA. Lineage: Eukaryota; Viridiplantae; Chlorophyta; Ulvophyceae; Bryopsidales; Ostreobiaceae. The record is from the annotation of a GenBank genome assembly.
AUGAUUGUGAAGUUUGAUGCAGAGCUUGAGUUUGGGUCUGAGUUCAUGCACGUUAUCCUAUUGUUGCGGCUAGAAGAGCGUAGAGAGCUGGCACGGUGGGCGUGCUGGUAUUUCCUGCCUUUCAGGUGUUUGCGGUUUCGAUGUGGAGUAGGCGGCAGUUGCUCUGCUGCUGGGCGAGGACAACGCGAUUGGAAGUUUGGGUUGGGGGAUUCUUUCGCGCAGAGAACCCAGCUAUGGUGGGUCUUAAACAGAGGGGCCGGCCUGGUGAUCUGCGUCGUUGAGAGGAUGAGGCACGUCGCGUGCAUGUGGACAUGGUGGGUAGGCGUCGAUUGA